AUGCCAGAGUGCAGUGGUGGGUGGGAGAAACUAGACGAGUACAAAUACAACUUGAAUCCUUUGUCACAUUAUGGAUAUUUCCAAUGUUCUUCGGAGAUCCGUCUAACGGUAUUAACAGUUUCGUUUUCAUUUGAUUUUGAAAGUCGGACACCCCCUCAUUUGGAAUGUUCCACUUUUAGCUCCAUUGAUGACGUUGAAUCCAAAUUCUCCAUACAAUUUCGUUUGCCUAUAGACGAUCUAUACUACUUAAAUAUCGAAGUUACUUAUCUGCACAAAACUUUUCUGGUGAACUUAGCACAGAAUAUUUUCAAGCAUCACAAUAGAUCUCUAUCUAUAUAUCUCCCAUUAAUUAGCACCAGAGAAAUCAACACAACCCCGUACACUCCUCUGGAAUGUUCCACUUUGAAUGGAUCUUUCGCCUGUCUGUUGGAAAUGGCGCCAAAUCAGUUAAGCAGGCGAGUUUUUGUUCUAAGGGAUGGCUACGUUUGGCAGCAUAAUUUUUUUCACCUGUCUCAAAACGCUAAAUGCGUUUACAAGGAGAAAAUUUUUCUCAAAACUGAUAACAAUACAAAAAUAAAGCAUAGAAUUUUUGCGGUGGAGGGCAGUCCGGAUUCCAAAUUCAUCCCAUGUGAGACGCCUUGGAUCUCCGUCAUCCACCUACCACCGAAAACAAUAACGGAAGUCACGGGAUCUGUGGAUCAGUCCCCGACAAAUUUCCCCUUUGGGAUCUGGGAGUGCAGGGAUUUGGAAGGCACAUACGUCGGGACUGCUUUCAUUAUAAGGAGAUAUGAAGGCUAG
Helobdella robusta is the source of this 798-nucleotide messenger RNA. RefSeq lists its product as hypothetical. Lineage: Eukaryota; Metazoa; Annelida; Clitellata; Rhynchobdellida; Glossiphoniidae. The coding region runs from base 1 to 798 and encodes 265 amino acids. The transcript is spliced from 6 exons. The record is from RefSeq and is a predicted model, not a curated record.